CUUUCACAAGACGACACCUGCGUAAGUUUCUUCUAAGCUAGACGAUUAACGCAUGUAUGUCCUUAUUGUGUUAAUAUCGUUCAUUCUAAGUAUUAUCACGAGUCGUCCCGAGAUUUUAUGACGCUUUGAUGAGAUAGCCAUCUUUAACAUUGCGUAGUUAUUUGAUGGUCUAGCCUCUGUUCGCUUAGGCUUGGUUGUCAGUUGUCGACUUACACGGCAACUAAUCCCUCUGACGAUUAUACAACUCGGCAGCUAUACACUAUUGCCGCAUGAACCUUUCGAAUCGGCGAGUACAUGAAUACAAUGAUACAUGAGCUCUUUUCAAAAGCCCUAGACGACUAAGCAAUCACCAAAUUUACAGAUUCUUUCCUCAUUCUUUAGAGUGCCUUCUCUUCUAAAUUCACAACCACUAUUUACUUGACCUCUCAUUCCUACCCUAGGUAUUUUACCUAAUAUUUUCUCAUCUUUCUUCCUCCCAGCUCUACGAGAAAGCAAAAGUUCUCUUUUCAGUCCGGACAUCUUGAUCGGUGCGAGUGUUCCUGCCCAACGAAUAUACAGGCACCGUUUCCCCCCUCUUCUACAAAUAUAUUACGCUCGUCUUCUCGAACCACACAUAACCUUGUUCAACUCCUCUCUUCUACCGCAAUGAACAACCCCUCCCCCUCAUCCGCCAUGGGUUCGGACGACGAAAUAUCAACUUUUCGUAUCGUGAAAAGUGAUGGAGUAGUAGUCUCCGAAGACCGCGUGUCACACAAAAGAGCAAAUCCAAGUUCCGAAGACAACUGGCUACGUAAACUCGGAGAGAUGUUAGGCUCACAAUUCUACCCCAAAUCAAGCCAUAAAUUCAUCCUAGAGGCGUUCCCGAAAAACUACACUCUCCGACAGAAAUUCCGAGAAGCCAAAAGUACUUCCGACGCAGCCUCUUCUGAUACAGUUGUAGGUAAAGUCGUUUCGGACUGCUACCUCUAUGGAUAUCCAGAUCUCGGGACCAAAGGCCGUAGCAAGGCCUCGCUCAAGAACUACAGAUCUCCGGCUGAAUUCUUUGACCACUUGUUGUGGUUGGUAACUGAUGGCGAAGACCGAUCCAAGUGCUAUUGCAAGCAUUGCAAGUCACACAACAGUUCUCAAACAAAGACACCGACUGCGAAGGUUCAGAUUCCGACUAAAUCCGGCCCUGCCGCGAAACUGUCGGGAUCGCUCGGUGGUAAUUCCCCAGCACAGUCCGCUACGACGUCUACCGCGUCCAGUCCGGCACCCAGCGGCCCCUCGGGAGCCUCAGUAACUUCAGGAACCUCAGGAACUUCAGGAACUUCAGGAACUUCGGCCCAAAGAGUCGCCUCUGCCGCAUUGACAACACAAGCAGCGACAAGUCCUGUCCCAGUGGUGCUUCAACAUGACGAGCCUCCGCUCUUUAGGGAGGGAGAAGUCGUGUGGUACAUCUUACACCCUUCCUUCCGCUUGGGGCUUGUCAUACAAAAUCUGCCUAGCAAUCCAGCUACCUCGACUCCUGCUAUGCAUAAAAUAAAACCUUUGUCGCACUCCCUAAGAGCCCUUGGCGAUGUUAUACAGCCCGAGGCUGAUAUGAGGCCAUUCCUGGCGUUUAGUGUCCCCGCUCCUCAUCCAAUCCUCGACAAGUUCGCCAACCACCCUAUAGAAGCGAUCCCGUGGGAUGCACUAGAGGCCCAGGUCAGCAAGAUAGACGGAGCACUAAGCGUUGAAGCCUCCAAAGUAGGCGCAAGUCGUGUCGACCACUCGUAUUCUCUGUUCAACCCCCUCAUGGACCCUACGCUCCAACCUAACCAACAGAGUUUCGGCGGUGUGUUCUUUGGUUGCGAAAAGAUCUGCGCGUUUGAGGCCAUCCGAGUACGGCUCGAGCAGGCUGAGCAUCCGGAGUGGGAUAAUCCCGAGCUUCCCUUCGCUAUGGUAGUUAGGAAAAUUGUGCUGGAGGGAACAGACAAGGGAGAAGAGCUCUUUUUCCACGGCGACCUCUGGCUCCUGCAGGAAACCGAUUCGCCGACCCACGGAGAUACACUGAAAUAUGUCACCCAGGCCAUGGUCCGCGAGAAAAUGUUUCGAGACAGGGUGAAGCACGCAUCGAACACACAUUUCGAGUGGGUCCUGAUCCAGAAUCCCAUCAAGAAGUCCGAGGCGUACGUCCGAGGACGAUUCCACGAGUCAGAGAAGCUAGGCCCGUUGCUCGACACAAACUGGGCCGCAACGGUACAGCAGGGACACUUCAUGCCCGCCCAUCAUAAGUCUCUAAAUAACCGCGGCGACUCCAAGAGCUUCAACGUCGGUCGAAAGGAAUCGCGUUCGGAUACAUUCGCCGGCAUCUUCCCACCGGGCACAGUCCUAUCUUUCGGACCUGACGUCGUGGAGCGGCCUGGAAACGCUUACCAUCCUCAUUAAUCAUAUAGUACUGCGAUAGAUGAGACCCUCGUGAUUGCAUGGCCGUCGUUUAAGGUUACGAUGGAUUGGUUGGUCGGUGGCUUUGCAUAGGUAUCCAGCAUAACACCGGCGCUGAAAAUGAAGUUCGUCGUCUCCGAUGGUGGAGGCAAAGACAGAGCACGAUCAGGAUAAGGGGGAUGGUAUCAUCAUUCAUGGUUUUUAUUAGGUUUCUUUUUCUUUUGGACUCACCCCUUAGUGGCAGGAUUUGUUGCCUGCCAACGGGAUAGUUUCCAUGCUCAUUUCACAGUCUACCAUCUACUGGGCUUUUCUUCGCUUUAGCAAAGUACCUAAGGCAAUUAAGGUCCAGUACGCGCUGGUCUAACCCUCUUAAUUAGGUAUUCUAGAAUCAAUGCAAAAUGUUAGAGUUUAACCCGACAUCGAUAAUCAUCUAAGC
This is a messenger RNA of Daldinia decipiens, 2842 nucleotides long. RefSeq lists its product as uncharacterized. Gene Ontology annotation, biological process: silent mating-type cassette heterochromatin formation. Gene Ontology annotation, cellular component: rDNA heterochromatin; SHREC complex. The record is from RefSeq and is a predicted model, not a curated record. Lineage: Eukaryota; Fungi; Ascomycota; Sordariomycetes; Xylariales; Hypoxylaceae. The coding region runs from base 646 to 2409 and encodes 587 amino acids. The transcript has 4 exons.